AUGGGGCCCCCCGUGGUGACGUCUGUGCUGAUGGCAUCCCUGAUCUGCUGCAUCUGCCUGGCCAACGCCCGCAGCCUACUGAAGAAGAAUGCUGAGUGUGUGCAGGCCAGCAUCAGUGAUGUCAAGGAGUGUUUCCACACUGCUGAGGAGGUCGAGCUCCUGUGCACAAAGGCCGUUGCCAUACAGGUGGAUCAGUGCCUGGAUGGGUGCCUGGAAACUGGGGACUGCUCUGGCUCGAAAUGCGCACAUGAUUUCCUUGCGGAAUAUGAGACAUGUCAAGACCAGGGCAGGUUUACGAGGGCCAAAUGUGCACAGGCCCUGAGGGUGGAGAGGCACCGCUGCCCAAACGCCUGA
Ostreobium quekettii is the source of this 354-nucleotide messenger RNA. NCBI's taxonomy places the organism in Eukaryota, Viridiplantae, Chlorophyta, Ulvophyceae, Bryopsidales, Ostreobiaceae. The record is from the annotation of a GenBank genome assembly.